AUGGCUGGUAAUGCAAAUAGGAGAUUGGGCGUGGCUAUGGAUUUCUCACCAUGCAGCAUCAAAGCACUAAAAUGGACGGUGGAUAACGUUGUCAAAGAAGAGGAUCACCUCAUUCUCGUUAUCAUUCGCCCCUCAGAAUACUAUGAGCACGGCGAGAUGCAGCUCUGGGAAGCCACCGGCUCACCUCUCAUACCUCUGGCUGAUUUCUCUGAACCUGCACUCAUGAAGAAAUAUGGAUUGAAACCCGAACCCGAAGUAAUUGAUAUUGCCUUAACUGCGGUAAAGCAGAAAAAUAUUUUGGUACUAAUGAAGAUCUAUUGGGGAGAUGCUCGUGAGAAGAUAUGUGAAGCAAUUGAGCACAUUCCUCUAGACAGUCUCACAAUGGGUAACAGAGGCCUUAGCACGCUCAGAAGGGCUAUAAUGGGCAGUGUCAGCAAUUAUGUGGUGAAUAAUGCCACUUGUCCCGUCACUGUGGUGAAGACUGCAGACCAGCAGUGCAACACCCCUCGCAAAGGCAAAUGA
Messenger RNA from Gastrolobium bilobum, 522 nucleotides. Its product is annotated as universal stress protein PHOS34. The transcript has 4 exons. Lineage: Eukaryota; Viridiplantae; Streptophyta; Magnoliopsida; Fabales; Fabaceae. The record is from RefSeq and is a predicted model, not a curated record. Bases 1 to 522 code for a protein of 173 amino acids.